AUGUGGAUUAUAUUGCUCGGAUUUGCCGUUGCAAUCAGUGUGAUUCAGUAUCUAAGUUACAGAAGAAAGUAUGAAGUCGCAGCGACCGUGCCAUGCGCUAAGCCAAGUUAUCCUUUGAUUGGUAGCGCUUAUCUUUUCGUGGGCAAAAGUAGUGAGAAAAUGUUUUGGAACAUGCGAAAUUUGUUCAACACAAAGGAACCACUUUUCCGAUUCUGGUUGGGCUCUAAGAUGAUCUUCGGAACGAGUGAUCCCGAUGUAACGCAGCAAAUUAUGUCCGAUCCGGUGUGGUUGGACAAACCUUUUCUGUACGAAUUUUUCGACAUGAGCUAUGGCCUGUUUGGAGCGAAACAUCAGCUGUGGAAGAGUCAACGGAAGGCGUUGAAUCCGUCGUUCAAUACAAAAAUACUGCAUGGUUUCAUUCCAAUAUUUUCCGAUGGAUCUAAAAAAUUAGUGAAUCGAUUGUUAACAUUUCCCGACGGAUCUACGGUUGACAUGAUGCAGUAUGUUGGCAGAUAUACAAUGGAGAUGGUGCUUGGGACAACUCUAGGAUUGGAUAUCAAUGCAAUCGAUGAUGCAGAUUCAAUAGUGCACGAAGUUGAACGCUAUAUUUCUUUAUCCUCUAAGCGACUGUUGAAUAUCUACCACUAUGCAGAUAUUAUUUAUCGCCGGACUACCAUUUAUCGCGAAAAACAAUAUUUACGAGACCGUUUGGAUCAAGUUAUUUCUAAGAUAGUCAACGAGGUAGCUGUCCGAUACGCCGAACCACAACGACAACUCAUCCAGCCCGAAAACGACGUCAAAAGACCGCAGAUAUUCGUGGAUGAAAUUUUUACCAACAAGUUGAAGCAUUUUUCCGACGAGGAAAUAAUCGAUAACGUUUACACUAUCAUAGGUGCCGGAACGGACACCUCGGCACUUACGGUUUGCUAUGCGUGUCUGUUGUUGGCGUUUCAUCCAGAAUGGCAGCAACGACUACACGACGAGAUAAUGCAGAGCCAUCCCGAAGAAGAGCCGGACUUUUCACCGGAUUCAAUGAAACAGUUGGAAUGCUUGGAGAUGUUUCUGAAGGAAACUCUCCGACUGUAUCCGGUUGCAGGAAUGGUGGCCAGGCAAAGCCUCGAAGGAACGCUCGUUGGAGGUCAUAAGAUUCCCGCUGGCAGUAUACUGGCGGUGCAUAUCUAUAAUCUACACCACAACGCCGAUCUAUGGGGACCGGACGUGGAGAGUUUUGAUCCAGAACGCUUUUCUGCUGCACGUUCGAAGGAUAGACAUCCGUUCGCUUUUCUUGCCUUCAGUGGUGGUUCGAGAAAUUGUAUUGGUAAACCAAAAAGGAAAAAAAGCGUGCUCGAUAUGCCAUGA
Molecule: messenger RNA, 1359 nt
Organism: Sabethes cyaneus
Lineage: Eukaryota; Metazoa; Arthropoda; Insecta; Diptera; Culicidae
Product: cytochrome P450 4C1-like
Exons: 5
Coding region: 1-1359 (452 amino acids)
Molecular function (GO): oxidoreductase activity, acting on paired donors, with incorporation or reduction of molecular oxygen; heme binding; monooxygenase activity
Source: RefSeq, a predicted model, not a curated record